This is a messenger RNA of Macrobrachium nipponense, 1398 nucleotides long. Its product is annotated as elastin-like. The transcript has a single exon. NCBI's taxonomy places the organism in Eukaryota, Metazoa, Arthropoda, Malacostraca, Decapoda, Palaemonidae. The record is from RefSeq and is a predicted model, not a curated record. The coding region runs from base 109 to 1383 and encodes 424 amino acids.
UGUGUCCGAGGGGGAAGAGAGAGAGAGGCAGAUGUGAGAUAGCUCCUGUGCAACGCUAAACCCCCCAUGAGUGUAUAUAUACUAGUUCCGUAAAACAGAAAGUCAUACAUGGGGGAUUUUAAAUACAACAACUCUACGUCCGUAAGUUCAAUAAGUACGGAAACGUACGUUAUUAACACGUCAACACCCAGCGGCGUGUUUUACUCUAGUGCGACAGACAACACCAACAGCAAGUCAAAAAUGCAAGAUGACUGCCUGGUGGUGGAACAGGGUGGAGGCAAGUCUUCUGCGGGCGGAGUUGACGGUGGCCCUGAAGACCAACAACAGCAGCAACAACACAAUAAUAACGACGAUGAAAAUAAGACGAAUGGCGAAUCAGGCACAGUGACUGGUGUAGGUAGCAGUGCCCCCGGCACCUUACCUGGCACUUUAGGUUCAGGCACUGCUCCUGGGCCAUCUGUUUUAGGUCCUCCAGGAUCAGGAGGAGUGCCCUCAGUAGCAGCAGCGGCCGCUGCAGCAGCCCAGGCAGCAGCAGCAGCAGCUGCGGCUGCAGCUGCAGCAGCUGGAGGAGGAGGCGGUGGAGGACCAGGUUCAGGAGUUGUGGGUGGUGGCCCAGGGGGCGGAGGAGGAGGAGGCCUCGUAGAGCCUGCAGCAUUACCUGCAUCUUUGGCAUCCUCGGUGGCCUCCCUAUGGUCGCCUCCGUCCGUAGAAGAUACCCUGCUUCACUCUGCAAUGCCCGCCAUCAACGGGUCCCUGGCUUUCCCUGGUCUGGGCCCUAACAACCCAGGUGGACCUGGGGGAGCUGGUGGCCCUUCGCCAUUAUUCGGCACUGGUCUUGGCCCACAGUUGGGCCUAGGACCUCAAAAUCCACAACAGAGGAGAAAUAUGCAGCAGGGAGGUGCCCCCAACUUCCCAGGUCAAGCAAGACCUCCGCAGUCGCUGGGUCCUGCAGCAGCGCCCGGACCCCAGGCACCUUUCCUUCCCAACAAGUACUCGUCUUCUUGGUCAUCGGGGCUUGGAUCGCAGGGCAGCGCUUGGUCCCCCGGACCGUCCCCUCAAGGAAAUUCCGCAGGAGGCCCAGGAGGUGGGCCCGGCACUGCCCCGUCUCUGCCGGGGAUGAGUUCAUGGUCGACAAGAGGCAGGGGCAGCGUGGCAGGCAUGAAUCCCCUAAGUCAUAAUUUAGGCGGUAUGUCGUCAGUGGCCCGCAAGACGAAUAUACCCAACACGUCAUCCAUGAUGAUGAAGAACUUCCGACGUUCGACAAGCUAUCCAGGAAAAGCUGGUCCCUUCCCGCAUCCCCCAUCCUUCGAGAUCACAGGUGUCGACGAUGGUUGCUUCCCACGCGAUCUUCUUCAGUUUCCGGUAAGUUUUAUCCUACUGUGAUUUUGCAUAUUAGGU